Messenger RNA from Sitodiplosis mosellana (orange wheat blossom midge), 996 nucleotides. RefSeq lists its product as uncharacterized. The transcript has a single exon. The record is from RefSeq and is a predicted model, not a curated record. Bases 1 to 996 code for a protein of 331 amino acids. Lineage: Eukaryota; Metazoa; Arthropoda; Insecta; Diptera; Cecidomyiidae.
AUGUACCGACAGAUACGAUUGCACGAUGAUGAUACAACCUUUCAUCGCAUUUUGUGGCGUGAUGAUCCAUCUGAAGAGAUCAGAGAAUACGGUAUGAAACGGUUGACAUUCGGGACUAACUAUGCACCUUGUGGAGCCAUACAAACUGUGAGAGAUUUAGCUGAGACGAACGAACCGACAUAUCCAGAAGCAGCUAAAAUUAUCAAGAAGGACAUCUACGUCGAUGAUAUCAUUUCUGGUUCUCAUGAUCUUCCCUCAGCUCUUCGCUUGCAGAAGGAAAUCAUCGAAAUUUUUAAAUCUGGAUGUUUCGAUGUUAAAAAAUGGGCGAGUAACACCAACGAGCUUUUGGAAGUCGUACCACCUGAAGACCGUGAAGUGUCCAUACCGCUAUCGUUGAAUCCUGACAAAACGGUCAAGACGUUGGGAAUCUAUUGGAACUCCAAAUCGGACGCUUUGAAUUUCAAAUUCAAGUACGAUACAGACGGGCCACUAACGAAACGCUUCGUUUUGUCAAACAUCGCUAGACUCUUUGAUCCCAUGGGACUGCUUGCACCUAUCACCGUCAAGGCUAAGCUCUUCAUGAAACGAAUUUGGGCUUCGCAAUGUGAUUGGGAUGAAUUAAUUUCGUCUGUAAUCGCUGAUGAUUGGAAAAAAUUCGUUGCUCAAUUCACACUGUUUCCAUCGUUUGAAAUUCCUCGAUGGAUUCAAACAACACCAGACGCAUGUUUGCAACUUCAUGGCUUUUCUGAUGCCUCAACCGAUGCGUAUGGAGCGGCCAUUUACAUACGCUGUGUGAGUGAAGACGGAGUUAUCUCAACGCGUUUACUAAUAGCUAAGUCCAAAGUCACUCCCAGAGUCUUACAAACUAUACCUCGACUGGAACUUCGUGCUGCCUCACUCUUGGCUUUGUUAAUGGCAUACGUACUGCGAUCGCUUCGCCAUCACCAUUUCGAUCCAACCAGCAUUCAUUUCUGGACGGAUUCGAAAGUUGGUUAG